UUGAAAAUAUGAAAGUUGAAAAUACAACUCUCGAAAAUCAACUUAUUGAAAAUAUUGAAAAUAAAAUUGAUAUAGAAAAUCAAUUUAUUGAAAAUGUUGAAACUAAAAUUGAUACGAUGAAAAUUGAAACAACCGUCGAAAAACUUCAUGCAGAAAAAGUUCAAGUUGAAAAUAUUGAUACUUUAAAUAUUAAACAAAGUGAAACUAAAAUAGAAAGCGUAAAGAAUAUUAAUGUGGAAAAUAUAGAUGCUAAAAUGAAAAGUGUUGAAACGAUGAAUGUUGAAAAUGUUGAUACUAAUAUAGAGAAAGUUGGAGUAAUGAAUGUUGAAAAUGUCGAUUCUAAGAUUAAUAUUGAAAAAGUUGAAACGAAGUAUGAAACGCAAUAUAUUGAAACAAAAGUUGAAACACAAUAUAUUGAUACACCAAACAUAGAUAAUAUAAAGAGUACAAACACAAAUAUUAAAAAUAUUAAUUCUGUAGAUGAUUUUGAUUCACAAAAUCUACAUGUCGAAACUAUAGAAAACGUUCAAACGAUCAAUAUUAAUAAUUAUAAUAACGAAGUAAAGAACAUUAAUGAGAUCAAUAAUUUCAACGAGGUAAAGAAUAUUAAUGAAAAUAUAAAUAAUCAAAUUAUCACCGAGGUUAAACAUGAAACUAUAGUACAAAAUACGAUCAUACAACAGGCAGCUCAACCUGAAGAAAAACAACCUCAUUGGAUGGACAAUUUAGUGGCCGUUUUUAAAGAUGUUGAAAAACGAGUAUUAGGUGUAGGUGAAGGAUCAAAUAGAAAGAGCUUAUUGUUUCCCAGCCAUGACGAUAGAGCAAAAAGAAGUUCAUAUUUUUCCACUAACGAUGAAGAAGUUAGGAGAAAUUCAUAUUUUUCUAAUAAUGAUGACGUAACGAAGAGGAGUUCAUAUAUGUCUAAUGGCGACGACAAAUCCAAGAGAAUAAGUGUAUCUUUGUCUAAUGAUGACGAAGCAAAGAGAAACAGUGUAUCUUUAUCUAAUGGUGAUGACGAAUCAAAGAGAAAUAGU
Messenger RNA from Scutellospora calospora, 1034 nucleotides. Lineage: Eukaryota; Fungi; Glomeromycota; Glomeromycetes; Diversisporales; Gigasporaceae. The record is from the annotation of a GenBank genome assembly.